Adineta ricciae is the source of this 273-nucleotide messenger RNA. The record is from the annotation of a GenBank genome assembly. Lineage: Eukaryota; Metazoa; Rotifera; Eurotatoria; Adinetida; Adinetidae.
AUGGAGGUGGUUCCGUCGAAGCAAGCGACUGUCUACAAAAACAUUCAAGCUCAUGUUCCAACCGCAAAAAUUCCAAACGAAGUUAAAUGUCGUCGAAUGAUGGAAUUGAUAAGGGCAACGAUUAAAGAAGCUGCUGCUAAAGCCAAUAUUGGAUAUGUUGAUGUUUCAGGUGCUUUUCGUGGUCAUGAAAUGUUUUCUCGUAAUCCGUGCAUUUGGCGUCUUUUUGACCAAAGUGCUUGGCUCAACCAAAUCAAAAAGCCUAUGCUAAAAUAG